GGAGACAAGCGAGAGGUUUACGUAGCUGGCUCCGGCGUGAAUGUCUGUCGAAUAUCCAACUUAAAAACAACUUCACCGCAGUCUUUCCGGGCAGAAAAGCGCAGACUGUGCGCUCGGAGCGGCCGCACACAAAAGGCGGAUCUCAGAAAAAAGACACAUUGAAAACAAAUUUUAAAAAAAAGAAGCUGGCGCUGGUGGACAAAGCGGACCAAGUUAGAACAGAGGUCAUCGUAUCCUAACUGGAAAAUGUCUUACCAUGGCCUGAUGGCUCACCAGAGGAGCAAAGGACGCAUGCCCAGUAGCAUGAAUAGUAAAAUAAGGCAACAGCAAGACAUGUUGGGAAAUGAUGAAUCGGAUGACAAUGAAGGGGAACUCUGGCUUGAGGUCCGCAUCACUGAGGCUGAAACAGCAGCAGACUACUCAGGCAAGAGCCAGCAGGUGAAAAAAGGAUACAAGCCAAGGGGGAAGAGAUAUGAAGGAAGUCAGCAGCAAGACAUGUUGGGAAAGUCUGGAUUGGAGAGCAAUCAGAAGGACUUCAACCGUGAUGUCCACAACUUGACCAUGGCUGAAACAGCAGCAGACUACUCAGACAAGAGCCAGCAGGUUUGUGACUGUGGAUGGUCCAAAUGGACCACUGACCGAGGCCUGAGGACUCACCAGGUGAAAAAAGGAUGCAAGCCAAGGGGGAAGAGAUAUGAAGGAAGUCAGCAGCAAGACAUGUUGGGAAAGUCUGGAUUGGAGAGCAAUCAGAAGGACUUCAACCGUGAUGUCCACAACUUGACAACUGAAACAGCAGCAGACUACUCAGACAAGAGCCAGCAGGUUUGUGACUGUGGAUGGUCCAAAUGGACCACUGACCGAGGCCUGAGGACUCACCAGGUGAAAAAAGGAUGCAAGCCAAGGGGGAAGAGAUAUGAAGGAAGUCAGCAGCAAGACAUGUUGGAAAAUGGUGAAUCGGAUGACAAUGAAGGGGAACUCUGGCUUGAGGUCAACAACACUGAGGCUGAAACAGCAGCAGACUACUCAGACAAGAGCCAGCAGGUGAAAAAAGGAUACAAGCCAAGGGGGAAGAGAUGUGAAGGAAGUCAGCAGCAAGACAUGUUGGGAAAGUCUGGAUUGGAGAGCAAUCAGGAGGACUUCAACCGUGAUGUCCACAACUUGACAACUGAAACAGCAGCAGACUACUCAGACAAGAGCCAGCAGGUUUGUGACUGUGGAUGGUCCAAAUGGACCACUGACCGAGGCCUGAGGACUCACCAGGUGAAAAAAGGAUGCAAGCCAAGGGGGAAGAGAUAUGAAGGAAGUCAGCAGCAAGACAUGUUGGAAAAUGGUGAAUCUGAUGACAAUGAAGGGGAACUCUUGCUUGAGGUCAACAACACUGAGGCUGAAACAGCAGCAGACUACUCAGGCAAGAGCCAGCAGGUGAAAAAAGGAAGAAAGCCAAGGGGGAAGAGAUAUGCAGGAAGUCAGCAGCAAGACAUGUUGGGAAAGUCUGGAUUGGAGAGCAAUCAGAAGGACUUCAACCGUGAUGUCCACAACUUGACAACUGAAACAGCAGCAGACUACUCAGACAAGAGCCAGCAGGUUUGUGACUGUGGAUGGUCCAAAUGGACCACUGACCGAGGCCUGAGGACUCACCAGGUGAAAAAAGGAUGCAAGCCAAGGGGGAAGAGAUAUGAAGGAAGUCAGCAGCAAGACAUGUUGGAAAAUGGUGAAUCUGAUGACAAUGAAGGGGAACUCUUGCUUGAGGUCAACAACACUGAGGCUGAAACAGCAGCAGACUACUCAGACAAGAGCCAGCAGGUUUGUGACUGUGGAUGGUCCAAAUGGACCACUGACCGAGGCCUGAGGACUCACCAGGUGAAAAAAGGAUGCAAGCCAAGGGGAAAGUCUGGAUUGAAGACCAAUAAGAAGGACGACAGGCUUGAUGUCCACAACUUGGCAACUGACGAGCAAGUUUGUUUCUGUGGAUGGUCCAAGUGGACCACUUACCAUGGCCUGAGGACUCACCAGGGGUUGAAAGGAUGCACGCCGAAGGGACUGAAGAUUCCACAGAGCGAUCAGCACUUCUGGAAGACUCAGUGGAAAGCGAUGCACCCUCAGAGAAUGACUUUCAGGAAGGAGCUCUAGGGGACGUGAAGGUGAUAUCCAACCACCAGCUGAUGGAAAGAAAAUGUGUUACCAAGCCGACAACAGGGAUUCUUUUACAGCCUCUUGGGGUUACGGGACAUUUUCAACAAUAACCAAAACAAAUGUUGGUGUAUGAAGUGGUGGACAUAAGGGAAAACUUAAUAGUUCCCAAAAAGAGUCCCAUAGAAAUGAUCUCUGUUGGAGUUGGAAAUAUCUAUCUAUCUAUCUAUCUAUCAUUUGGGGGUCUGUAGACGCACUAUUUAGACACAUAUUAGUAGAAAAAAAAAUAUAUAAAAAAAAUAAAUAAUAAUAAUAAAAUAAAAUAAAAAAUAGUAGAAACAUGAUGAA
This is a messenger RNA of Labrus bergylta (ballan wrasse), 2478 nucleotides long. The record is from RefSeq and is a predicted model, not a curated record. Lineage: Eukaryota; Metazoa; Chordata; Actinopteri; Labriformes; Labridae.